Messenger RNA from Malaya genurostris, 988 nucleotides. RefSeq lists its product as uncharacterized. The coding region runs from base 22 to 768 and encodes 248 amino acids. The transcript has 2 exons. Lineage: Eukaryota; Metazoa; Arthropoda; Insecta; Diptera; Culicidae. The record is from RefSeq and is a predicted model, not a curated record.
UUCAACAUAGUUGUAGUUUCUAUGUUCAUCAUAGCACUAGAAUCGACGCAAUCUGUGAUGGGUACAGCGUACUGGUACAAUCCCUGCCGUCAUAACACCAACAAAAUUCCAUCUUUCACUGGAUACCCGAUAACAAAGGACGAUAUGACCAGAAUGAAGGAACAGCUGAAUACGUCGUUGGGAUCCGUGCAGGAAUCAGUGAGAAAUUUUACGCAGACAAUAUUUGGAGCAACGAUAAAGGAUUUUCUUAAAAUUUGGUACAAUAAUGGUAUUACACGGGUUCAUUGGCUACAUUCUGAUUUUAGCAUUCCACAAAAAUUCUCCGUCGAUUCAUAUAAUAAGAUAUUGAAAGAUUUAUCUAUGAAAAAUCUUGUGGAUAUACAUCAUGCGUUUCACCAUCUUAUGAAAGAUUCGUAUCGUAGAUAUAUACGGAUUGCAAAAGCGAUUGAGCGAAUGAAAGAAGAUAUGCAAGAUCCGAAAUAUGUUGUCCGAUAUGAACGUGGUCGGCUGGAAUUACUGAAUCUUAUUAGAGAAGAAGUACGGAAAAACCUUAAGCAAGUACUGUGUGAAAUUCAGGAGUGUUUGCUUAAAAUAGAUCAUAGUUUUGUUAAUCAACUUAUGAACGAAGAUGAGACAAUAGAUAUAAAUUAUGACUACAAAGAUGAAACCAGCCGACAUCUUCGAGAUGGUUUGAUUUAUGGUGAUUUGGUAGUCACAUUAGAACAUAUUCUGUACUUCAUGAAAGCUUACGAAAUUAUGGACUCCUAGAAGUUUCUAAUGUUGAAUCAAUCAAUAUAUAUUUGGCAUAAAAGCCUCGUACAAAAACAUUAACCUUCAGCAAACCCGUGAGAGCAUAGUGUGUGACAUAGAUAAGGAUCAAGAAAUGCAUAUGUUAAUGCUUUAACAAUCAAAACAACUAACAAACUACAUUUUAAAUGCUCGUUGAAAGUUAUAUCACAGGGUUAAUGUGAUUUAGUGUUUAUGCUAA